Molecule: messenger RNA, 2850 nt
Organism: Macrobrachium nipponense
Lineage: Eukaryota; Metazoa; Arthropoda; Malacostraca; Decapoda; Palaemonidae
Product: basic proline-rich protein-like
Exons: 2
Coding region: 1-2850 (949 amino acids)
Source: RefSeq, a predicted model, not a curated record
AUGUCUUGGUUUCCUUUGCCCGUCCCGGGACACGCGGUGGGCCUUGCCCGCCCGUCCGGGACACCCCGCAUCCCUGGGACACGCGGCGGGCCUCGCCCGCCCGUCCAGGGACACCCGCAUCCCGGACACGCGGGGGCCUCGCCCGCCCGCCAGGACACCGACGGGCAUCGGCCCGCCAAUCCCAGGACCCACGCGGCGGGCCUUGCCCGCCGUCCCCGGGAACCCGGCUGGCCUGCCCGCCUUUUCCCGGGGCAACGGGCCGGCGCGGCCUUUGCCCGCCCAUCCACGUGGACACGCGCGGGCCUCGCCUGGCCGUUCACGGGGACACCCAGGCCCAGGCCUCUGCCCGCCGUCCCGGGACACCCGACGGUGGGCCUCGCCCGCCCAUACCCAGGACGUCCCACAGCGGCGUGGGCCUUGCCCGCCCGUCCCGGGACACCCGGCUGGCCUUGCCCGCCUGUCCCGGGGCACGCGGCGGGCCUUGCCCGCCGCAUCCGGGACACGCCGGGGCGGGCCUCGCCUGCCCCGUCACUGGGACCACGGCAGCCUCGGCCCGCCCGUCCCGGGACACGGCCCCGGCAGCCUCGGGCCCGCCCGCCCGUCCCGGUACACCUACGGCUUCGGGCCUGUCACGCCCGCCCGGUCCCGUGGCACACCUGGCGGGCAUCGCCCGCCCGUCCCAGGUGCAUGCGGCGGGCCUCGCCCGCCCGUCCCGGGACACGCGGCGGGCCUCGCCCGCCCGUCCCAGGGCAUGCGGCGCCUCGCCCGCCCGUCCCGGGACACGCGGCGGGCCUCGCCCGCCCAUCCCCGGACAUGCAGCGGGCCUCGCCCACCCGUCCCGGGAGAUGCGGCGGGCCUCGCCCGCCCGUCCGGGACACCUGGCGGGCCUCGCCCGUCCCCCCGCCCGUCCUGGGACACCCAGCGGGCCUCGCCGCCCGUCCCGGGACACGCGGCGGGCGCCGCCCGUCCCGGGGCACGCGGCGGGCCUCGCCCACACCGUCCCGGGGCACGCGGCGGGCCGCGCCAGCCCGUCCCGGGGCACGCGGCGGGCCUCACACCGCCCGUCCCGGGGCACGCGGCGGGCCUCGCCCGCCCGUCCCGGGGCACGCGGCGGGCCUCGCCCGCCCGUCCCGGGGUAGCGGCGGGCAGGGCCUCGCCCGUCAGUCCCUGGACGCGCGGCGGGCCUCGCCCGCCCGCCCAUCCCGGGACACGUGGCGGGCCUCGCCCGCCCGCCCGUCCCGGGCACGGCGGCGGCCUCGCCCGCCCGUCCCAAGGACACGUGGCGGGCCUCACCCGCCCGUCCCGGGACACCUGGCGGGCCUCGCCCCCGCCCGUCCCAGGGCAUGCGGCAGGCCCUCGCCCGCCCGUCCCGACGGACGCGGCGGCCUCGCCCGCCCGUACCAGGGCAUGCCCGGGCGGGCCUCGCCCGCCCAUCCCGGGACACGCGGCAGGCCCUCGCCGCCAGUCCCGUACACGCGGCGGGCCUCGCCCGCCCGUCCCGGGGCAGCGCGGCGGGCCUCGCCCGCCCGCCCAUCCUGGGACACGCGGCGGGCCUCGCCCGCCCGCCCAUCCUGGGACACGCGGCGGCCGCGCCAGCCUGUCCCGGGGCACGCGGGCCGGGCCUCGCCCGCCCCGUCCCGGGGGCCGCGGCCCGGGCCCCUCGCCGCCCGCUCCCGGGGCACGCGGCGGGCCUGCCCCGCCCAGUCCCUGGACCCUUUUUGGGGCUUUCCCCCUUUCACUCCGCGCGGCGGCCUCGCCCGGCCCGGCCCAUCCCGGGACACGCCUGCGGGCCUCGCCCGCCCGCCAGUCCAGGGAACGCGGCGGCCUCGCCCGCCCACCCGGUCAAGGGACACGCGGCGGCCUCGGCCCACCCAUCCCGGGACCAUGCGGCCCCGGGACCUCCCGCCCACGCCCGUUCCCGGGGCACGCGGCGGGCCUCGCCCGCCCGCCCAUCCCGGGACAGCGGGCCUCGCCCGCCCCGCCAUUUCCCGGGAACCACGCGGCGGGCCUCGCCCGCCCACCCUCGGCCCUGGCCUCCUUGCCCCGCCCUCCCCGUCUCCGUGGGACAUCGCGGCGUGCCUUGGCCCUCCUGGGCCCUUCCCGGACAAUAGAUCCCAAAACGCGGCUGCCCUCGCCCACUCAUCCCGGGACAACAAUGCGGCGGGCCUUGCCCACCCGUCCCGGGACGACUGCUGGCGUCCUUCCCCGCCAGUCCCGGACACGCGGCGGACCUCGCCCGCCCAUCCCCGGACAUGCGGCGGGCCUCCGGCGCCCACCCGUCCCGGGAGACGCGGCGGGCCUCGCCCGCAUCCAUCCCGGGACACGCGGCGGGCUUCGCCCGCCCGUCCCGGGACACCUGGCGGGCCUCACCUGCCCGUCCCGGUACACCCUGGCGGGCCUCGCCCGCCCGUCCCAGGGCAACGCGGCGGACCUCGCCUGUCCGUCCCGGGACACCCGGGCGGGGGCCUCGCCCGCCCGUCCCGGGACACGCGGCGGGCCUCGCCCGCCCAAUCCCCGGACAUGCGGCGGGCCUCGCCCACCGUCCCGGGACACGCGGCGGACAGCGGCGCGCCCCCCGUCCCGGGACGCGGCGGGCCCGCCCGCCCGUCCCGGGACACUGCGGCGGGGCCUCGCCCGCCCGUCCAGGGGGGGGGCACGCGGCGGGCCUCCCCCGCCCGUCCCGGGGCAACGCUGGAGGGCCUCGCCCGCCCGUCCCCGGGGCACGCGGCGGGUCCUCGCCCGCCAGUCCCGGGGCACGCGGCGGGCCUCGCCGCCCGUCCGGGGCACGCGGCGGGCCUCGCCUGCCAGUCCCGGGACGCGCGGCGGGCCUCGCCCGCCCGUCCCGGCUAA